AUGAAAGCGGUGAUACAACGUGUGACACAGGCUAGUGUUUCAGGUAAUGAUCAAGUUAUACGUGUUUUGUUGUAAUAACUUACGCCUUUUUAAGAAACAAGAAUAAAAAAGGAAAUGUGAAACGUUAGGCUUAUGCAAUAAAAAUUAUAUAUCAUAUUGUAUUAAAUUUGACGAAAUAUGGUUAGAAUAGAUAAUUUCAAUUUUCCAAUUAUAAUAAUACAUAUUAGAAACAUAAUUUUGCAUAGAGUGUAAUGUCAUGAAAUAAUGCCAUGAAUUAACAUGCAUUUCAAUUCAGCUUCGUUAGAAAACAUGUUAUAUCUAUUAUGCGUUUAAGAAACAUGUUUUAUCUAUUAUACUUGGUUUGUUUUCCAUUGAUACACAUCAUUAUAUAGACUAAUUUUUCAGUUGAUGGUGAAAUUAUUAGUAGCAUUGGCAACGGUCUCUGUGUCUUAAUUGGCAUUAAAAAAGAUGACACGAUAGAAGAUAUGAAAUAUAUGUAAUACAUUUUUUCAUGUUACUAUAAUGAAUAUUUUAAAUAAAAUAGUCUAAUUCAGUCUGAAAAGUAUAAAAUGAAAUGUUAUUUUUCUUAGAGUGAGAAAGAUAUUGAAUAUUAAAAUGUUCGAUGAUGAUAAUAAUAAGAAAUGGAAUAAAAGUGUUAUGGAUAAAAACUAUGAAAUAUUAUGUAUUAGUCAAUUUACAUUGUACCAUAUCUUGAAAGGAAACAGAUUAGAUUUUCAUAAAGCUAUGCCUGCUCAAGAAGCCUACUCAUUUUAUAAUACCUUUCUUAUUGAGCUUGGUAAAAACUAUAAUCCAGACUUAAUCAAAGAUGGUAAAUUUGGAGCAAUGAUGGAAGUUGAUAUAAGAAACAGUGGGCCUGUAACAUUAGAAAUAGAAUCUCCGUUUAAGCCUAGUGAAUCAAACCAGUCUAACAAUGUACAGUGAAUAUCAAUGUGGAAAACCAAAAGCAAAAUAUACAAACGUUGAUCAAACGUAUAACAGAUAGUAUUGUAUUUUUAUGAGUUUCUCAAAUUCCUUCCUUCUAUUUAUAUCGUACAGCAACGUAUUUUAUAUUUUAAUAUUUUACAUUUUAAUAUUUGUUUUGUUUACAUUUUAAUAUUUCUUAUGGUACAUGAUAUAAUUUGUACCAAAUUAAUUUCUGUACAACUUUAUAAAUGUAAUUUUUUUAUAUAUAUCUGAUAUUGUAAACACGAUGCUGAUUAUUCUGUUGAAAACAUUGCUCUGUUGAAAAUUAUUGUAAUAAAUUUUAUCUUUAAGCGAAAUAUUGUUUAUAAAUGGUUGUACAAGUUACUUUACUCCGUUGUGUUAGAUUAUGUAUAUCGAGAUUGUUGACAUUAAAAAUAUUCUGUGCAAUAUAAUGUAGGGAGCUAAUACAUACUUUGAUAUCAUCAGGGUAUGUGACAGAACACGGUACUUGUAUAUAUGUAUAUUGUAUAAUAAUGUUAGCAUGAAAUUUGUUUAGACAAUUUUUUACAAAUGUGGCAAAUGAGAAAUACGUAAUUUUAAGUGCACGUAACUAUCGUGUACGAAAUUAUGCAAAAGUAUGACACGAGUGCCACUUUGCAUUGUAUUAACAUUUUUAAUGUUCACGUUUAAAUGUUUACGUAGUGGCAAAUAUUCUGAUGUGUAAGUACGUAUGUAAUUUCAUCGAGUGUUUUUUAUUAUUUCGAAAACUGUCGUUUCUUUUUCAGCGAUAUGAAUGUUACCGUCUAAAAAGUACCUAUAUAUUUAUCAUUCAGAGAUGAGAACGAAGCAGACAAUAAAAAUCGUUUAAAAAGAUUCUGA
Heterotrigona itama is the source of this 1803-nucleotide messenger RNA. NCBI's taxonomy places the organism in Eukaryota, Metazoa, Arthropoda, Insecta, Hymenoptera, Apidae. The record is from the annotation of a GenBank genome assembly.